AAGAGAUACAGGAGCAAAUAGCACAGACUGAUGAUAUGAGAAUAACUGCCUCACCUGGCUCUUUCCUGAGCUUCCUGUCACACAUCUUGGGCAGGUGGCUGGAGAUUAGAUCCUUCAAGACCAUGGGGCAACAGUUCUUAACUGUGUUUGCUAACUUAACAAGAGGACAACUGCUGUCUUUAGCCGAACAGGUUCUCAGGGAGCCAGCCGGCUGGAAGCACCUGUGCUGCAGGGCUGAGCGUGCGGGAUGAAGGCUGCUGAGAGUGAGGUCCCGGAUGCGCACUUCACCGUGGAUAAGCAGAACAUCUCCCUCUGGCCCCGAGAUCCUCCUCCCAAGACGGACCCGUGCCUGGUUUUGAGGAAGCCUCUCAUGGUCCGGGCUGCAGUCAUCACCCUGAUACUGGGCUUUGUGGCCUCCAUCCUGCUGCAGGCCACUCUCUAUCCCUGGUUUAUACGCACGAUAUCAGAUGUAAAGACCAAUGCCCAGUUACUGAAAGGCAGUGUGGACAACAUCAGCACUCUGGGUUCUGAGAUUAAGAGGAACAGAGGCGGUGUGGAGGCAACCAGCCUUCAGGUCCGGAUGGUAAAUGCCAGCCUGGCUCAUGUGCGUUCUCAGAUGGGGAAGUUGGAAGCUGGUGUGAGGGAUGCCGCUGCCCAGAUCCAGAUGUUAACAAGAAGAUGGGAGGAGGUCAAUGACUUAAAUGCCCAGAUUCCAGCACUAAAAAGAGAUCUGGGUAAAGCCAGCUCUUUAAAUGCAAAGAUCCAGGGACUCCAGAGCCAUUUGGAGGACAUCAGCAAGUUGCUCAGGCGGCAAAAUGACAUUCUGCAGAUGGUUUCUCAAGGCUGGAAGUACUUCAAGGAGAACUUUUAUUACUUUUCUCAAGUCCCAAAGACCUGGUACAGUGCCCAGCAGUUCUGUAUGUCCAGAGAUUCACAGCUGACCUCAGUGGCCUCAGAGAGUGAACAGGAGUUUCUAUACAAGAUGGCAGGUGGACUUUUCUACUGGAUUGGCCUGACCAAAACUGGGAGUGAAGGGGACUGGUACUGGGUGGAUAAUACUCCAUUUGACAAGGUCCAGAGUGCACGGUUCUGGAUUCCAGGUGAGCCCAACAAUUAUGGGAACAAUGAACACUGUGCCAAUAUAAAGAUGUCCUCACUUCAGUCAUGGAACGAUGCCUCCUGUGACAAUAAGCUCCUUUUCAUCUGUAAACGGCCCUACAUCACAUCAGAACCAUGACAGGAUUGGUCCUAAGCUCACACACUGAGCUCCAAUGCUUGUCGAACUCGAGAACAUGCCCCUCUUUCUUCCAAUUCCAGUGUGACUUUGCACCUUCAUUUUUCUGGCUUCAAAAUUGUCUCAGAGGCAUCCUGGAGUUCAUCUGCUUUGGCUGGGAAUUCUCUGACCCCAUAGAGGCAGCUGGCAUGGAAAGGAGACCUUGGAUAGGGAGAGGAGAGCAGAGAGGAUUUAGAAGUUCCACCUGUCUCAGUAAGGUGAUCAGGACCUUGGGGUUCCCUGUCCCUUCAGAGAAGCCUCAAUUUUAUCACACGGAGGUCGCAUUAGACCGCACAAACAACCCUGAUACCAAUAUUUAGGGCUUUUCCAGUUCAUCCCACAGAAUUCCCAGUUGCCUGCCUAGCGGACUGUGUUCUUCUCAGUGGGAAGAGCUCUGCACUUGGUGACCCUGUCCAGGCCAUGACCCCACUGCCCUCUGCCAUCCAUACUUCCUGUCACUUGAGCCCCUUCUUCUCAGAGAUGGGGGCAUCUGGUUCCAGUCAGGGGCUGAUGUGGAAACAAGUUUCCUUUAGAGCUGGAUCAGUAUCCAUGCUCCUUAUCGCUCCACCUCAAUCUGCAAACUCUGUGCUCCAGCUCUGUCUCUGCAGUCCUCCGCCCAGCCCCUCUGCUUGUCUCCUGCACAUCUCUCUGGGCUGCAUUUCCUCCCUGCCCUUUAGAUAUAGAGGAGGUGGUCCUCUGUCCCUAGAGAGUUCACCUGCAAACUGUAUUGGAACGCACUACUGCCGGGUAAAGCGUGUUUUACCUAUGCGGGCACAUUUUAUUCCUGGAUGUGCAGGUGAAAGUGCCAGCAAGGCCAUAUGCUCCACUGGACAUGAAGUUCUGGGGUAGCCUCACGAAGCAGCUGGGGGCUCAAAAAUAACAAGGGGAUAGAGAAGACCUGGCCCUGGAAAUGCCACAAAAUAUAAGCAGUACUUACCCCUGGUUUUUAUUGAAAUAAAGGAGAGUGAGCUCUGCAGUGUCA
Messenger RNA from Neogale vison (American mink), 2255 nucleotides. It is a transcript of the gene CD207, whose product is annotated as CD207 molecule. Lineage: Eukaryota; Metazoa; Chordata; Mammalia; Carnivora; Mustelidae. Bases 248 to 1237 code for a protein of 329 amino acids. The transcript has 8 exons. The record is from RefSeq and is a predicted model, not a curated record. Gene Ontology annotation, molecular function: signaling receptor activity.